AACCGCUUCAGCGUUAAUGAAUUUCACUGAAAGGAAAAAAGCACAAUUGAAGAUGAGCAGGAAAGAGGUCCUAGCAAUUGUGUUCUUUUUCACUGCAAAUAAUCCUGCAGUGCUGGAACAUGGGAAAUAUCGCACCUACCAACACAGAGAUCCAGUCACUGGCAAAAUGCUUCUCUGUAAUCAAUGUCCUCCAGGAACACACCUGCAAAACCAUUGUACUACCAAGCACCAGACUGUCUGUGCACUUUGCCCAGCUCAGCACUAUACCCAGUACUGGAAUUAUCUUCCCAUGUGCCUGUACUGCAACAAUUUCUGCAGGGAGAACCAGUUCGUAAAGGAAGAGUGUUCUCCCACCUACAACAGAGUUUGUGAAUGCAAAAAAGGCUACUACUGGGAUUCAGAGUUUUGCAUAAAGCACACAGAGUGUCCUUCAGGAUAUGGGGUCAAAGCUAAAGGAACAGCAAACAAAGACACAGUAUGUGAGAAGUGUCUUUCCGGGUACUUUUCCUCAAAAAUAUCAAGUCAUUUAUCCUGCAUGAAGCACACCAAUUGCACAGCUCAUGGCUUAAAACGGAUUCUCAAGGGCACUUCAUGGCAUGACAACUUGUGCAUUUCCUUCAGCGAUUUCCAAGUCAAAGGUACUCUUAGUUUAUACAGAGAAAUCAUUCUAGAAUUCUUUUCUCAUCAAAAGAUGAAGCUGAAGAAGGUGGUCAGAUUUGGAAAGAAGUCUCUAAAUGAACAACUGCUGACGCAGUUAAAAGGCAAUGGAAACCUCUCUGCUCAGAAACUUAUGUGCAUUUAUGUCAAACAGUGGAUGUCUCUUCAGAAACCAGGCACAAAUGUGAUUAAAAAAUUGCUGGAAAUGCUGAAGAAAUCACAACUUCAUAAUGUUGCAAGUAGGUUUGGGAAUAAAUUUAAAGGUGUACUGGCAAAAAAAAAAGAGGAAUGAGGAAUAAUUGAAUACAAGAAAAAUCAGAAGAGAGAGGUGGAUGAAAAGUUAAUGAUCAAGAUGAACAACAAGGAAUUUGCUGCUUAUUGCACGGCACAGUUAUUUCACAAAUUGAAGUUGUUCCAAACAUCGGUUAUUGUUAUAUUUACCUGGUUCACUGGAAAACACCAUGCUCCCUCCAAUUUAAUGUUCUGUUAUUGGAUUUUUCUGGCUUGCGAUACUUGGGUUCAUAGUGGCUUGAGCAUGGACAAGGUUUUUAGAUGGUUCUAAUAAAAACUGCGAGAACCCUGUUUGGAUCAGGGCCACCUGGACCCACCCCUUGAGCAAGGUCUGGGAAUGGUGUUCAAUACCUAGCACCUGGUGGCUGGGUCACCCACAUAACCUGGUAGUCCCGACCCUAAUUUAAUCUGGAGCUGUUGUGUGGUCUCACCAUCUGCAAGGUGAAGGAUAGGGGUUGGUUGCGCUGCCAAGUGAGUAGUGGGGCUGCCUCCAGAGGGAUUGGGUUCAUUUUUUUGUGGCUGAGCUCACUGUGUUGAUUAAUCAGAUCUUUAGUGAUAGAGGUGGUUGAGAUCCAGCCAGAAAUGCUGAAGGUGCUGGACAUAGUUAGGGAACCGUUGGUUAACAUACCUCUUCAGUGUUGAGUGGAAGGUAGGGACAAUCCCUUUGGAUAGGCAGACUGGGGUGGUGGUUCCUAUUACAGAGAAAUCACACUCCUCUGCCUCCCAGGGAAAGCCUAUGCCAGGGUUUUGGAAAUGAGAUGUUAUCUAAUAGUCGGGGCUCAGACACAGAUGAUAUAAUCUGUCCUGGCCGUUGAACAAUAGACUAACUCUUUGUCCUUGCAUGGACCUUGAGGGAGCAUGGGAGUUUGCUACACCUCUCUGCAUUUGUUUUGUGAAAAUGCAGAAAGCUAAAGACUGUGUACCCCAGAGUAUCUUGUGGUAGGUGCUUUGGGAGUAUGGGUUGCUGGUUUUGGUGCUGCAUGCAAUUCGGACCUUGUGUUUGCAGAAGGAAGGUUAUGUCCACAUUAUUGGCGUUAAAUCGAGCCUGUUCAUGGUUGGCAUUGAACUCCACCAAAGGUGCGUCUGGUCUCAGGUCCUGCUUGUGAUUUUCACGGACAGGAUAACAAGGCACAGCAGAGGUUUGGAGUGCAUCCUGUUUGGGGACCAGAGGGUUGCAUCUCUGGAGCACUUCACCAAAUGUGAUGGGGUCAGGAUGAGGGUCAAGGCCCCAAUGUACUUAAAAUCCUUAUGACCUCCGAUGUAGAGGUCUCUAGAGAGUGGUCUCCAGAGACCUCUACAUCGGAGGUCAUUAUUCUCUCCUGGAAAAGAGUGGCUCGCUGUUUCAAGUUCAGGAGGAAACCACUGCCACAAGUGAAGGAUUUUAAGUACAUUGGGGCCUUGUUCACGAGUGCGGGUAGUGAGGAUUAUGAGACUGACCAGCAUUAAUGCAGACCCUGUACGUAAUGGUGGUGAAGAAGCAAUAGCUACGUUUUUAGAUUAAGUUCUCUUUUAAGAUCUACAUCCCUGUCCUCACCUAUGGUCACAUGCUCUGUGUAGUGACCUAUAGAAUGAAAUUGUAGUUGCUAGCAGCAGAAAUGAGGUUUCUCCGAAGGGCUGCUUGGUUUACUCUCUGUGACAGGGUGAGGAGCUUGGCAGUCCAGGAGGACCUUGGAGUAUAAUUGCUGCUCCUCUAAAAUUGAGAGCAGCCAGUUGAUGUGGUUUGGGCAUCUGGCGAAGAUAUCUCCCACUAGUGGUGUACCAGGUACUGCCCAUUAGGGCUAAUCCAAGACAUGCUGGAGGGAUUAUGUCUCUCAAAUGGCCCGAGGGUGUCUGGGAAUCCCCCAAAAGGAGCUGAAGACAUUGGCUGCGGAAAGAGAAGGUUGGUCUGCUCCGUCUUAUCUGUUACCACUGCAGCCCUCUCCAGGAAUAACUAGUUAGAAGACAGAUGGGUGAAAAACAUCCUGAUCAUCGGAUCUGACCUACAGUGUAUACCAUCUACCAUUCUGGCACAAAACAAGUACAAAUUUUCACUUUUAAGAAAUUACCUUGGCAAUAUCCUGGAAAUGUGUUAUCUUUAAUGUAUUCACAUAAUAUUUACUUCAUUUUGAACUCAAUCAUCAUUAACAUUGACAUUACAGUCUUCCAUUAUUGUACAUACAGUAGAAUUGGAAUAACAGUCUUUCUUAUUUUCUGUACAUACAGGAUGCUGAUAUGUAUAUAUGUUUGGGAAAAUAAACAUUUUAUG
Lepisosteus oculatus (spotted gar) is the source of this 3193-nucleotide messenger RNA. It is a transcript of the gene tnfrsf11b, whose product is annotated as tumor necrosis factor receptor superfamily, member 11b. The record is from RefSeq and is a predicted model, not a curated record. Lineage: Eukaryota; Metazoa; Chordata; Actinopteri; Semionotiformes; Lepisosteidae. Gene Ontology annotation, molecular function: protein binding.